This is a messenger RNA of Apaloderma vittatum (bar-tailed trogon), 343 nucleotides long. RefSeq names its product pikachurin-like. The transcript has 3 exons. The annotation marks the transcript as partial. NCBI's taxonomy places the organism in Eukaryota, Metazoa, Chordata, Aves, Trogoniformes, Trogonidae. The record is from RefSeq and is a predicted model, not a curated record.
CUACAAUUUGGGCAGCGGCAUUGCCUCCAUCGUGGUGAAUGGCUCUUUCAGCGACGGCCGGUGGCACAGAGUCAAGGCUGUUCGGGAUGGGCAGUCUGGCAAAGUAACUGUGGACGAUUAUGGUGCCAGGACUGGUAAAUCUCCUGGGAAGAUGAGGCAGUUAAACAUCAAUGGAGAUCUCUAUGUAGGCGGCAUGAAGGAAAUAGCCCUGCAUACAAACAGGCAGUACAUGCGGGGCCUGGUAGGCUGCAUCUCUCACCUCACGCUCUCGACUGAUUACCACAUCUCACUGGUGGAGGAUGCCACCGAUGGGAAGAACAUCAACACAUGUGGGACCAAGUGA